AUGGCUGCUAGUCGUUUGCAUGACCCGGAUUUUCUAGAUGGGAUUUCACAGUUUCGUUCUUUUCGGGAUCAGGUCUUGUCCGGGACCUCCUCCAUGUCGAGUUUUUCACCUUUUAAGGUUUCUUUCUGCCACGGUCUUCCUGCUUUAUUGAUUUCUGAUGAGGAAUUGAAUUCCCUAGCUGCACCUUUUGAGUUAGCCUUGGUUGGGAAAUUUCCCGGUAGUCAUCCGUCGCUGGAAUCAAUUCGUAAUUUUUUCUUCAAUCUUAAGCUGAAUGGUGAGUUCUCUGUCACUGUUGUCAACAAGAAUAAUGUUUUGAUUAAGCUUAGGAAUGAUUUGGAUUACUAUAGAGUUUUCACUCACCGUUCAUAUUUUGUCAACAACUGUUACAUGAAGUUGGUUAAAUGGUCUCCACAUUUUGACGUUUGUGUGGAAUCGCCUAUCAUUCUGAUUUGGAUUUCUUUCCCCAACCUUCGUCCCCAUCUGUUCUCUUCUCGUAUUCUUCAAGGGUUGGGGUUCAUUUUUGGUCGACCCUUAAAGAUUGAUAACGCUACUGCCAAUGGAACUAGACCGUCAGUUGCUUGUGUACUUGUUGAUCUAGAUAUUACUAAGCGGUAUCCGGAUCAAGUUUGGCUUGGUUUUGAAACUUUGGGUUAUGCUCAAAAUGUGGAAAUGGAAGUUUCCCCCUUAUAUUGUGGUCAUUAUAAAGCUUUGGGUCAUUCAAAAGCUGAUUGUAUUGUGUUGCAUCCUCAUCCUGUUGUUGUCCCCGCACAUGCAUGUGAUUGGUUCAGUUUUCGAACCUGUGGCUCAUCAUGUGGCUGA
Messenger RNA from Dendrobium catenatum, 819 nucleotides. RefSeq lists its product as uncharacterized. The coding region runs from base 1 to 819 and encodes 272 amino acids. The record is from RefSeq and is a predicted model, not a curated record. Lineage: Eukaryota; Viridiplantae; Streptophyta; Magnoliopsida; Asparagales; Orchidaceae. The transcript has a single exon.